Messenger RNA from Drosophila arizonae, 1894 nucleotides. It is a transcript of the gene Sidpn, whose product is annotated as hes family bHLH transcription factor Sidpn. Gene Ontology annotation, biological process: regulation of DNA-templated transcription. Gene Ontology annotation, molecular function: DNA binding; protein dimerization activity. The record is from RefSeq and is a predicted model, not a curated record. NCBI's taxonomy places the organism in Eukaryota, Metazoa, Arthropoda, Insecta, Diptera, Drosophilidae.
AUUAACGGCAUUUUUGCGGUAUUUGAACGUCUCACAGUCGACGAAAAAAUACGUAAUUUUUGUGCGCUGCUUGUGUUAAGCCCAACGGCAAAACCCUCAAAAAAAGAUCAACUUAGUUACUGCAAUUGAAUUAUUGAAAGUUUGCGCGUGUGAGGAAUUCAUUAAGAGUUCGGCAAAAAUGACAAAAUGACAGCAAAACGUGAUAAGGAUUACAACAAAAAUAAAUCAACAGCGGGCCUCGGAUUCUCCGCGUCCAGUUCAACCAAUGGCAGCGGCAUCAAAUCGAUCGGUCUGGUGAGCUCCUCACAAAAUGUAACCUCGUCGCAGGACAUUAGCAAACGUACGAAUAAACCACUCAUGGAAAAACGUCGACGUGCCCGCAUCAAUCAGAGCCUGGCCAUAUUGAAGGCCCUCAUCUUGGAGUCCACCAAGCAUCAGAAUGCCAAGAAUGGUGAUGGCCAGGCCAAGCAUACUAAAUUGGAGAAGGCAGACAUACUGGAGCUUACGGUUCGCCAUUUUCAGCGGCACCGCAAUCUGGAUGAUCCAGCAGCUGUGAACAAAUACCGCGCCGGCUAUACGGACUGUGCUCGAGAGGUGGCCCGUUAUUUGGCCACACCGGAACCGCCACCCAUGGGUAAUAUGCCAACGCUGGCGGAGCCGGGCUCCAAGGCGCGUCUGUUGCGACAUUUGGAUCAAUGCAUAGCCGAGAUCGAUGUCGAGAUAUGCCCGCACUCAGCGACCGCCGCAUUCGCGGAGAGUCCCAAUAGCAGCAGCACAUGCUUUGACAUUAAGAAGACGCCGGCACAGCCAGGGGAGGAGCAUUCGCUGGACUACAGCAGCCAGGACUCGAAUCCCUUGGACUACAGCAAAGGUCUAAAGCUGGGCGAGAAUCCCAUGCUAGGUGAUCAGCGUGCAACGCAGCAGGAUGAGAACAACAAUCGGGGCCAACAGGCGCCGCCAGUGCAGACGCAGCUGCCAACACAGCUGCCAAUGCAACAGCAGCAGCAGCAACAAUUGCAGCUGCAGCAACAGCAACAACAGCAACACCAACAGCAGCAACAGCAACAGUCGCCGCCAAGCGGCGCAGUCAUUGAGCUGGGCUACGAGCAGGACGUCAAUAAGGUUGUCUGUGCCAACGUGCUGGAGCAGUACAAGCAACAGCUCAAGGCCCACACUCAGGUGGAGGGCAGCGCUGCUGCACCGAAUGGUGUUCUGGUGCUGCCGCCGCAUUAUGUGCAGCUCGCAGCUGCCCUCGGCUUGAGCGCCCAGCCCAUGGUGGAUCCCAUUGCCACGCGUACGGACUUCGAGCGUCUGAUUGAGCUGCAGCGCAUGCAACCGCAUCUGGCUGGCAAAUUGAGUCCGAAUUUCGCGGGCAGCUUGGAGGCGGCACAUGUGGCGGCCGCUGCAGCUGCCGCCUAUGCCAACAGCAUGGCCAACAACACAAAUGUGGCGGCGGCAGCGGCUGCCACGGCCAUGCUAAGCGAACGACCCGCCUCGGUGGCGUCCUCCUCGGCCGCCGCUUCGGUGAGCUCUGGUGUCUCUGACCUAAAGUCGGCGCCGGCCACACAGCAGUCGUCGCCACGCUCUGAGAGCGGCAUCGGCUCCAAUGAGAACGAAACCCUCGACGCCAGUCCGCAGACAAGCAGCGCUGCAAGGCAGGCGCUGCGCAUGCGACAGGAGGAAGAGUAUCGGGCACAACAGGUGGGCGCCGGCGGCGCUGGCGGUGGCGUUGGCGCUGGCCAGCAGGUCAUCGAUGAGAGCAUGUGGCGGCCCUGGUAGACAACAGCGGCCUUGUGUACAGAUUCGAUUGAUUUAGGUUUUACUAAGCAUAUAGAUGUGUAUAUAAAUAUCGGGGCUAUUGCUUUCGGAAUUUCUUGUCUAUGGAAAACUUAGG